CUAGCCGUCGUCCGAUUCGCAUUUUCUAUCGGAGCUCAUUCCUUAAGCUCACUUCUCUUUUUGUCUUUCCAAUCCCCUUCGCUUAUUUCGGCAUUUUAAUCUUUCUCUUUAUUUUCGAUAAUUCGAAUAUCUAUCACGAAAUAACUUUUAAAUUUCAUUAUCCAUUCCAAUUUCUCUAAUUAUUUGUACACUUUUUUCGUAUUGCCGUAUCUCUGCAUUAUUUCUCUACCAUCAUAAUGAGCUUAGAACCUGUCCUCUACAAGAUGAGCAUAAACGACGAGAACCAGGUGCCCAUGCAUCGUUCACCAUCCAAAAGAAAAGUACUCGGAGAAAGUCAACAACAGAAUAUUAUUACUGUUCCUCAAGAGCAGAUCCUCAAGAAGGAUGAGAAAAUGACUAAGAAAGUUGAGGUAGAGCCCCUGUUACAAGAAAGCUCAAACCGUUUUGUAAUGUUUCCUAUUCAAUAUCAAGACAUAUGGAGCAUGUAUAAGAAAGCUGUUGCUUCUUUCUGGACUGUAGAAGAGGUUGAUUUAUCGAAGGAUUUGGUUCACUGGGAGAAAUUAAAAACUGAUGAACAGCAUUUCAUUUCUCAUGUCUUGGCUUUUUUUGCUGCAAGUGAUGGAAUUGUCAAUGAAAACUUGGUUGAACGGUUCUAUCAGGAAAUCCAAGUCUCUGAAGCACGUUCAUUUUACGCAUUCCAAAUUGCUAUUGAAAAUAUCCAUUCUGAAAUGUACAGUCUCCUUAUUGAUACAUACAUUAAAGAUUUUAAACAGAGGGAUUAUUUGUUCAAUGCCAUAGAGACAAUGCCUUGCAUUAAAAAGAAAGCCGAUUGGGCUUUGAAAUGGAUUUCUGACAAGGUCCCAUAUUCAGAGCGUGUUGUUGCUUUUGCUGGGGUAGAAGGAAUCUUUUUCUCUGGUUCUUUUGCUGCUAUUUUCUGGUUAAAGAAACGUGGCAUCAUGCCUGGUUUGACAUUCAGCAAUGAAUUAAUUAGCAGAGAUGAGGGUCUCCACACAGACUUCGCUUGCCUUAUGUUCAAACACUUAGCUAAUCCACCAUCACAAGAGAGAGUUUAUGAGAUCAUCACUGAUGCUGUUAAGAUUGAGCAGGAAUUUCUUACCGAAGCACUUCCUUGUAAUUUAAUUGGUAUGAACUGUGACUUAAUGAAACGUUACAUUGAAUUUGUUGCAGACAGACUUCUUGUUGAACUCAAUUGUCAGAAGAUUUACAACUCUGAGAAUCCAUUCGAUUUCAUGGAACACAUCUCAUUGGAGGGAAAGACUAAUUUCUUUGAGAAGAGAGUUGGUGAAUACCAAAAAAUGGGCGUCAUGUCUGGAUCGAACCACACAUUCACACUUGAUGCUGAGUUCUGAAAUAUCUGGACCUUUUCUAAUUUAUUUUUCAAUAGUGUACAUAAACUGAAAGAUUUACUUGUGAAAUAAUGUAAAUAAAAAAAAAUUGUAAAAAGAGU
Octopus sinensis (East Asian common octopus) is the source of this 1468-nucleotide messenger RNA. RefSeq names its product ribonucleoside-diphosphate reductase small chain. The transcript is spliced from 8 exons. Gene Ontology annotation, molecular function: ribonucleoside-diphosphate reductase activity, thioredoxin disulfide as acceptor. Lineage: Eukaryota; Metazoa; Mollusca; Cephalopoda; Octopoda; Octopodidae. The record is from RefSeq and is a predicted model, not a curated record. Gene Ontology annotation, biological process: deoxyribonucleotide biosynthetic process. Bases 237 to 1370 code for a protein of 377 amino acids. Gene Ontology annotation, cellular component: cytosol.